CGGAAUAGACCUUUCUUAAUAUCUCGCAAUAAUGUCCAUGUGGGGAGUGGUGGUUGUGGCGACGAGCAGCUCAUCCUCAGCCUUUGAGCGAUGAGAGAAAUCUUGCGCAUCCGGACUGACGUCAUCCGAGACGGGCCCUAGCAGGCCAUCAGCCGCGUGGUUCGUGUUAUGUCGUCACCCAGAUCUGCAGAUACACGAAUAUUCAAAGAUAUACGAACGGAUUGCCCAUUCAACCAAUGGUCUCUGCAAUGUCGACGAUGGACGAUAACCACGUACUCCUUUUGGGAAAAGUCUUCUGCGGGCGGAACAACAGACUGACACCUUGACCACCAGGGCCUAUAUAGCAAGCAUUCCAGCCAAUUUCCCCCUCCCUUUUUCCAUCCAUUUAUCUGUCACAAACCAAAAGCAACCGAAAUGGCCUCCGUCGACCCAACCACAAGAACUGCCUACGGAGCGACAAACUGGGAAUCCUACUCGCAGGGCCGUCCGCCCUACCCAGCCUCCCUCACCGAGAUCAUCUAUGCUUACCGACGUCAACACGCCGACGCGCAAUGGAACCGCCUCGUCGACAUCGGCGCCGGAUCCGGCAUCGCCUCCACGAACUUCAUGCGCGACUUCAAAACCAUCCACAACUCGGAUCCCAGCGCAUCCAACGAAGCCCAAGCGCGCGCGUUUCUACCCGCCUGGGCAGCCCAGCACGGUCUUGACCCGACAUUCGAAUACUCCCAGUCAACAGGGGAGGACGCACACACAAAGGUCGGCGAGAACGAAACGGACCUCGCGAUCUGUGCCACGGCCGCUCACUUCAUCGACCCCGACGGCCUGGUUUCUUCGAUCGGAAAGAUCCUUCGGCCCGGGGGCACCAUGGCGGUGUUCAGUUACUGGUUGCCGACGUUUCCCGGGUCUUCGGAGCGAUUGCAUGAUGCGUUUGCGCGGAUGUUUGAGGAUGUGGUUCUAAAGAAGCGUGAACGGGACAGUGACGAGGCGACACGGGCUCAUGCGGCGAGGGCGAUGGAGCGCCGUCUGGUCGGGCGCGGAGCGUUGGAUUCUGUGCCGCUGCCCGAGGAGGUGUUCGAGGAUCCGGUCCGGGUGUAUAUCAAUCCUCCGGUGGAUGGGGCCGUGCCCUAUAAGGGGGUGUUUUUGAAAUAUUGGCCGGCCGGGCCCCAUACGGACGGACUGGAUCGGGUGCGUGUCGGCGAGCGGAUUGUCGGCUAUCACACUGGAACGGAUCCAGAGGCGGACGGGUGGGCGUUUGAUGUCGAUAAGAUGUGGUUUGUUGCUUUCUUGAAUACAUUUCGCUCGUCGGAUCAGAAGCUCUCGCCGGAGGAUCCGGGGGAGGAGCUGCUUGGCUGGGAGAGGGUUUUUGAUGAGGAGUGUCCGACAGGCAAGCUCCGCGUCGUGUGGACGGCGUAUCUUGUUCUGGGGACGCGGAGGUGAUUUUUCAUCUAUCGAGGGAGAUGCUCCAUGGUAUUAUCGGGUUGUAUAGAUGGCGAAUGCUAUGACUCUGGUGUUCUGCAAAAUUGUUAUCGAGCGAGAUGGGUGUGUUGGUAGCCCUAUUACUAGAUAUUGCAUCGACUGGAGAUGACAUCCGUGCUUGUCAAGGAGUUCGGGCACCAUCCUCCUUUCCUCUGUCCGGAUUAUUACUUACAGUUCUGUAAUUCUCUUUGCUGCCGUGAUGGAAAUAUUUCCAAUAGCAUAGGAAGAAGUAAGGUAGGGGUGGAUUUAGUUAUGUCGCACCAAAGCUUAUCUCUGUGCAGCGUUGUACAAGAUGGCAGCCAUGUGGUAGCAAAUAGUAU
This is a messenger RNA of Aspergillus heteromorphus CBS 117.55, 1796 nucleotides long. RefSeq names its product class I SAM-dependent methyltransferase. Gene Ontology annotation, molecular function: S-adenosylmethionine-dependent methyltransferase activity. The coding region runs from base 415 to 1437 and encodes 340 amino acids. The transcript has a single exon. The record is from RefSeq and is a predicted model, not a curated record. Lineage: Eukaryota; Fungi; Ascomycota; Eurotiomycetes; Eurotiales; Aspergillaceae.